Molecule: messenger RNA, 807 nt
Organism: Acanthocheilonema viteae
Lineage: Eukaryota; Metazoa; Nematoda; Chromadorea; Rhabditida; Onchocercidae
Source: the annotation of a GenBank genome assembly
AUGAAUAUUACAAAUUUAUUAACUGAUGAAUUCGAUGAAUGCGAAAACAAAUGGGAAGAAGAAAUAAGAUUAGAACCGGAUUGUUUUGUAAAUGGUGCGUUAGCAUUCCGGUUAGGUGGAAGCAAAACACGUGGUGCCUUCAUACAGCACGUAAAUCAAAAAUCAAAGCAGUCAAAAAUCCUUCACAAAGGUGAUCAAAUACUGAAAGUGAAUGGCGUUGACGUACGACGUUUGACGUGUGAUCAAAUUGUUAAUAUACUUCGAGUAGCAGUAUAUAGUAAUGGUCAUGCAUUAGUGCAGGUUAGCCGUCAAAUACGGUGCAAGGAUGAUGAUACUGUUAGUAAAGAUGAAAAUGGUAAUUUGCGUUAUUGUUAUCCGGUACACGAUAAUCUAGCAAUCGAUAAUAGCAAUACAACUCUACCGGUAUCGCUUUCCGAUAUAACCGGAUUGAGUCAAUCGGCAAUUUAUGCACGAGCGGUAACAUCCACCGUUCAUUGCUACAAAGAUUUAACUGGAAUUGAAUGUGCACAAUUGGUUUGCUUCAAUGAGGAGAAUGAACAGCAAUUUUCAUUGUGUAAACAACGGAGGAAAUUUUCAAUAUUUGGUUACAUUAAGCAAUUAUGUGAUAAUGAAAACGAUUAUGAAUAUGACGAGAACUGUGCUGAAUGCUCAAAAUGUUCCACUAAGUGGCGUUGGCAUGUUGUCAAACAUCGUUGGGCAACAAAUGCAAUGAAAUUUCUUCCGAAAUCUGCAUCUGAUUUCUUCGGAUUACGCAUUUACCAAAAAGCUUAUUAUAAUUUAAUUUAA